AAAGCAACCGAAGCCCCUCCACGGUCGCCUCGUGAAAAUUUAACCAAAUCGAGAUUUCCCCACGAAAUCAUCGCGACAUCGCCUAUCGCCUAUCGCCUUGAUCUCUAACCGGAUAUUUCACGAUGAGCGCAUUAAGAAACGGCACCGCUCCUGCUCGCCCUAUGGAGGAUGAUAGUGAUGUAGAGGAGGAAGCCCUUGUGGCCGACUACCAAGAACAGGUCCAAUAUGAAGAUGGAUUGGAGGAUUUAGAGCAGGUCAGCUCCUUGACCAUGGCCCAACAGACCGACGAUAUUCAGUCAAGACUCGCCGCCGCUGCCCAGCCCUUAGAUUUCUCUGCUCCUUUGGAAGUCAAGUUCCAGAGUUACGAUUCCUAUUGUAACUUGUUCCACUUUGUCCUCAACUCCGAGGGCCCUGUCGACUUGGAACCACCUUCGCAUUACUGGGCUUGGGACGUUAUCGACGAGUUCAUCUACCAAUUUAACUCAUUCUCCUCCUACCGACUCCGAAUCGCCAGACAAGCAAGAGACAACGAAGAAGAGAGACAGAUUCUACGCGAGAAUCCGAACACCUGGGGCUGCUACAGCGUUCUGAACGUUCUUUACUCCCUAAUCCAACGAUCCCAGAUCGUCGAGCAGCUCGCUGCCAUGAAGCGUAAUGAGGAGCCUGCUGCCGUUGCUGGAGAGUACGGUUCCAAGACUCUGUACCGAAUGCUUGGCUAUUUCUCCAUCAUUGGCCUCCUGCGCGUCCACUGUCUUCUAGGCGAUUUUAGCCUAGCUCUCAAGACCCUUGACGACAUCGAGCUGAACAAGAAGGCAAUGUUCGCUCGUGUCAUGGCCGCUCACUUUACCACCUACUACUACGUGGGUUUCUCCUACAUGAUGAUGCACCGAUACGCUGAUGCCAUCCGCAUGUUCAGCCACAUUCUCGUCUAUGUGUCGCGUACCAAGAACUUCCAGAAGAAUGCCCAGUACGACUCCAUCACGAAGAAGAACGAUCAGAUGUACGCUUUGAUCGCUAUCUGCGUCGCUUUCCAGCCGACACGCUUGGAUGACACUAUUCACACCGCCCUACGAGAGAAGUAUGGAGACCAGCUUCUCAAGCUACAGCGUGGUGGCCCAGAGUCGCUCCCUAUCUUUGAGGAGUUGUUCAAGGCGGCCUGCCCCAAGUUCAUCUCCCCAGUCCCCCCUGAUUUUGACAACCCGGAAGCCAACGUGGACCCAAUCGACCAUCACUUGUCCGUCUUUAUGGAUGAGGUCAAGACCAACAUGUGGAACCCGACUGUCAAGUCCUAUCUGCGCCUCUAUACAACCAUGGAUCUUCAGAAACUUGCUGGCUUCCUAGAAGUGAAGCCCGAGGAACUACGCUCUUGGCUGCUGGUCAACAAGCAGCGUACCAAGCAGUUGCGGUGGAACGACCACGCCCUCCUAGAGGGAGAAUGGGUCAAUGUUAGCGAUCUAGACUAUGCCCUACAAGGAGAUUUGAUUCACAUUUCGGAAGCCAAGGUUGGACGCAAGCUAGUAGACUGGUAUCUGCGCAACCUAUCGCGAACGUACAACUAAGGUUGCUCAAGAGUUGUGAUGUCCACGCAACAGACAGAAACGCAACAGGAAAUACCCAAUUUCUUCGGUAAUGGCAGGGAGAAGGAGAACGGAAGGGAAUGCCGAGAGUAGAUGACAUUCUCGGUUUUUUUUUCGUCGUCGGUUUGCAUGGCACAGGCGUCACGGAAUAAUAUGUAUGUCACUCCCGAUCAUCAGAAGGGAGGCCGGCUGGCAAGGCGGACGAUAGUGACUGGCCCGGAUAAAAGAAAGGGAGGAAGAAACAACUAUAAGUUGUAAACAAACCAACCAACCAACAAGGGAUGUGUGGCUAUAGAAAGACACGAAGAGAAAAGUAGGUCCCUUUACUAUCUGCCUAUCCAGAUAGUAGAUAGGUCAUUAGGUAGUCACGAGAGCGAAGUGAUGAAAUGACAUAUUUGAUUCGCACACGCA
Molecule: messenger RNA, 1988 nt
Organism: Hypoxylon fragiforme
Lineage: Eukaryota; Fungi; Ascomycota; Sordariomycetes; Xylariales; Hypoxylaceae
Product: eukaryotic translation initiation factor 3 subunit
Exons: 3
Coding region: 123-1559 (478 amino acids)
Biological process (GO): translational initiation
Cellular component (GO): cytoplasm; eukaryotic translation initiation factor 3 complex
Molecular function (GO): translation initiation factor activity
Source: RefSeq, a predicted model, not a curated record